This is a messenger RNA of Pelobates fuscus (common spadefoot toad), 2414 nucleotides long. It is a transcript of the gene LAMP1, whose product is annotated as lysosomal associated membrane protein 1. The transcript is spliced from 9 exons. NCBI's taxonomy places the organism in Eukaryota, Metazoa, Chordata, Amphibia, Anura, Pelobatidae. Gene Ontology annotation, biological process: establishment of protein localization to organelle. Gene Ontology annotation, cellular component: late endosome membrane; lysosomal membrane; plasma membrane. The record is from RefSeq and is a predicted model, not a curated record. The coding region runs from base 174 to 1439 and encodes 421 amino acids.
UCUCACAUGACUUUUCCGUGUGAGGAGCUUCGCCCCAGUGUUUAGUCGCUGCAGAGGUCCCGCGAGACUCCCUCCCUGCCGCCCGUCACAGCAGCUGCCGGAGACCCCGCUCUCUCUCUCUCUCCUGUCGGUUGGCCCUGUCCGCGCGCGCUGAGCACGGUUAGCCGGGGACCAUGGUGAAGCUAGAAGCUGCCGGGAAGCGGAGACUCGGGGAGUGCGCCCGGGGUCUGACACUGCUCGCUCUCAUCAGUCUUUUUCAGACUGCAUCCUCUAUUCGAUUUGAAGUAAAAAAUGGAAGCAAUGCUUGCAUAAUUGCAGAUCUAUCUAUUAAUUUUACAGUUGAAUACAAAGCACUUAAACAGGAGAAAAUUACUUUUCCAUUGCCAAGCGAUGCAAAAGUAGGUGUACAAAGCACUUGUGGCAAUGCAACCAUCUCACCAAGUUUAACCAUCCAGUUUGGAGCGAAUCACUCCCUGAGCAUAAAUUUUAAAAAAGACUCUCAACGCUAUGAAGUCGUUGAAUUGAUUUUUGUAUAUAACUUAUCAGACACUAGCCUGUUCCCAAAUGCAACAGAAAAUGGAACAAAGACGGCGACUUCAAAUAGUACUUCAAUUUUUGCCAAAACUGAUACAGCGUAUAAAUGCUCUAAUCCACACCUCAUUGUGAUGGAAGCCGUCAACGCUACAUUUCAUGAUAUUAAACUUGAAGCCUAUUUGACGAAAAAUAAUUACAGUGAAAAUGUAACUCCAUGCUCUGAGGAUAUUUUACCAACGACUGCCAAAACACCGACGACUCGCCAACCAACUACUGCAGCACCAACACCUACACCAAGUGAAAUUCCUAAACAAGGAGAUUACACUUUUAAUGGGUCAUCUGGUCCCUGCAUACUUGCUAAAAUGGGCUUGCAGCUUAACAUCUCCUACAGUAAAAGUGAUGGCAAGGAAGUUAAAUCUGUCGUCAAUAUUGAUCCAAGCGGUGUUAAUGUGAAUGGAUCCUGCAGUAAUAGUUCAGCAACUUUAUUACUAGUUUCUGCUACAGCAAAUCUCUCCCUUCACUUUGUACUGAAUUCCACCAAAUAUUACCUUGAAGGUGUAGCACUAAACACAAUCCUGCCUCCGGAUGCAAAAGAUCAUGUUUUAAAUGCCAGUAAUUCCAGCUUGACCUACUUUGAGACAGCCACUCGAAAGUCCUUCAAGUGCAAGUCUAAACAGGCUCUCGAAAUAACAAAUAAUUUUACCCUAAACACCUACGACCUUCAGAUUCAGCCGUUUGAUGUGAAUGGAGACAAAUUUGGACCUGCUGUGGAAUGUGUACAAGAUGAGAAUGGCAUGCUGGUACCCAUUGUAGUUGGUGCUGCCCUAGCUGGACUUGUUUUGAUUGUAUUAAUCGCCUAUCUCAUUGGACGAAAGAGGAGCCAUGCUGGAUAUCAGACAAUAUAAUUUAAUACCUCCAACACGUGUCAUGUUACUAGUCUAGCUCAACAGAUCGCAUUGAAACAGUCAUUUAUGAUUAGAAAUAAUUGUGUGUUCACAGAAUGAAAUGCUCUGAUAUUUUAAGAGAACUCCUGUUUUAUUGCGUUUGUUGACUAUGCAACCGAAAUUAUCAUGCUCAAUUUGUGUUUAAAAAUGAAGAAAAAAUCAUCAGAAUAAGAAAUCAAAUGUUUCACCUCAAUUGGUUAGAUCAGGGAUAGGCAACCUUCGGCUCUGCAGAUGUUUUGGACUACACCUCCCAUGAUGCUUUGCCAGCAUUAUGUGUGUAAGAGCAUUAUGGGAGAUGUAGUCCACAACAUCUGGAGAGCCGAAGGUUGCCUAUCCCUGGGUUAGAUGAAUGAGAUGUUAUGCUGCUUUCUUCUAAGAGAGCGCAGUAUAAAACUUUCCCAGCGGUUCUCAUUCCGUAACAAUGUAUAGUUAUUCACACUUUCAUACUUAAAGGGAAUUUGUUCUGUAUUACAGUAAAUACGUUUUGCGGAUCACUCUGCAUUUUAGAUUUAGAAAGUAAAUUACUGACAUCAAACUAAAUGCAACCACUUGCAGGGUAUUGUGUUUCUUCUAUCUUUUUCUGAAGCUUACAUUCUCAUUUAGCUAUAAAUAAGCAAAUGCCACACUUGUGCAGGGCAUUAACAAUGUAAUAUUAAAAUGACUUUGAAUUCUUGUUUGCUGUUCUUGAUGCUCUGCUUUUUCAGAGCCAUUAAUUUUGUAAAAAAUAUUAAAAAUGGGUGUCAUUUCUUAGGGUUUUCCCCAAAUGUUGCAUUUUCUUUCCUUUUUGAAGUUUCAGGUUUGGAUGAUAUCUUUGCGCACAUGUACAGUAUAGAUAAGUAUAUGCUGAUUGCCUAGCUUUAUGCCUGGUUGGGGUUGUAAAGUUCAAGAAAUGUUUGCAUUGCCUUAACAAUGCUAAUAAAAACCCUGUUUUCUUUA